AUAUAUAUAUACCUAUGAUAUAUAGGUAUGAUCGAAGAAUUGAAAACAUGCGUGUUUGAUUACUAAAAGAGCCAAAAAAUCGGAGUAGAUAUGUAAAAAAUAGAAAAAUGAAAGGAAAUAUUAUAUAUAUUUAUCUCGUGUGAUUCAUUUAUAAGAAAUAGAAAAUAUAUCAAGAUGAAAUUGUACUGUUUAUCAAGUGAGCCCACCAAACCAUGUUUGGUGCUCACAUUCAAGGGCAUCACAUUGAUGCUGGACUGUGGUCUAAACAUGCAGUCCGUCAUGAAUUUCAUGCCUAUGCCGAUGGUACCAAGUGCCAGAUUCAAUUCAUUACCCAACUGGGUUCCUAGAGAUAAUUAUCAGGAUUGGCAAAUUGAAGGAGAGUUGAAAGAAUGUUGUGGACGAGUAUUUGUUGACUCAACUCCAGAGUUUUGUCCUCCUCUGGAAAAAAUCAUAGACUUUUCCGAGAUAGAUGCUAUAUUGAUAUCAAAUUAUACCUGUAUGUUAGCUUUGCCGUUUAUAACUGAAGGUACAGGAUUUAAGGGUGCAAUAUAUGCAACAGAGCCAACACUGCAAAUAGGUAGGUUCUUCAUGGAGGAGCUUGUGGAAUACAUAGAACAGGCACCCAGGGACACAAUGGCUAGGCACUGGAAAGAAAUGUUACACGUGCUUCCACCACCUCUGUCAGACUGUCUCAAACCAAAGUCUUGGAAACAUAUUUACUCUAUGGCAGCUGUGAAUUCAGCACUAGCUAAUAUUCAGUUGGUUGGUUAUGACCAGAAAUUAGAUAUUUUUGGAGCACUGGCUGUGACCCCCAUCAGUUCUGGUUACUGUUUAGGAAGUAGCAAUUGGCUCAUAUCUAGCGAUCAUGAAAAAGUUGCUUACGUGAGUGGAUCUUCCACACUGACGACACAUCCAAGACCCAUGGAACAAACAACAUUGAAACAUGCCAAUUUGCUUAUCCUGACAGGCUUGGCUCAGAUGCCUGCUGCCAAUCCUGAUACUAUGCUGGGAGAACUUUGUAUGACAGUUGCUAUGACUUUGCGUUCUGGAGGUUGUGUUUUGAUACCCUGUUAUCCAUCUGGUGUAGUAUACGACUUGUUUGAAUGUCUCAGUUCACAUUUGGACAAAUCAGGGUUUGCUCAAGUACCUCUGUUUUUCAUAUCACCUGUGGCGGAAACGUCUUUAGCUUACUCCAACAUAUUGGCAGAAUGGCUUUCAACAAACAAACAGAAUAAAGUAUAUCUUCCAGAGGAACCUUUUCCUCACGCGUUUCUCGUGAAAAACGCUAGACUAAAGUACUUUACUUCAACUUAUGCUGAAGGAUUUAGCACGGAUUAUAGGCAACCCUGUGUUGUUUUCUGUGGCCAUCCAAGUCUUAGGUUUGGUGAUGCUGUACAUUUCAUACAGAUGUGGGGUAACAGCCCUCAACACACGAUAAUAUUCACUGAACCUGACUUUCCCUACAUUGAGGCAUUAGCACCUUUCCAACCACUUGCCAUGAAAGCUGUUCAUUGCCCAAUAGAUACCUCAUUGAAUUUCACACAAGCUAAUAAAUUAAUACGAGAUUUAAAACCCGAUAAUCUUGUGAUACCGGAACGUUAUAUGCAACCGCCCAUGACGGCGCCGCAUAGGGCAGACCUUGUAAUUGAACCAGUUGGGGAAAAACCACUGAUUACCUUUAAAAGGGGUGAGGUAAUAAAAUUACCCUUGAAGAGAAGAAGAGGAAGAAUUUUCAUUGAACCAGAAUUGGCUGAUAAUAUUAUUCCCAGUGAAAUUAGGCCGGGCCUGAGUUUGGCUUCCGUGAGUGGAGAGCUUGAAGUCAAAGACAACGUUUAUACAAUAAAGAAUAUUCCAAGCAGAUCGAACGGUGAUAGAAAACGUAAAGGAUCCUCAAGCAACCCAGUGCCAGUAAAAGAAGAACUGAUGAAAGAGAGGAAACACGAGUAUGGUAACUUGGAUCCUCAAGAACUUCUGCAGAAGUUGAUCCAGGAAGGUAUCACCGGUGCUAAAUUGCAGCACACGCCCACAUCAAUCAGUAUUCAUUUGGAUGAAGAUACGUAUAUUCAAAUUAGCGACAAUUCGACUCACAUAUUUUGUAAAGCCGACCAAAAAUUAAGACGAAAGCUUAGGAACAUAAUUAUGCAGUGCCUGAAAAGAUUUUAGUUAAGCUGGUAAAUAAUCGAAGAAGACAAAUAAAUUUUAUUUCUUUUAUACAUGAUAUAUAA
Molecule: messenger RNA, 2225 nt
Organism: Nasonia vitripennis (jewel wasp)
Lineage: Eukaryota; Metazoa; Arthropoda; Insecta; Hymenoptera; Pteromalidae
Gene: IntS9
Product: integrator complex subunit 9
Exons: 8
Coding region: 175-2163 (662 amino acids)
Biological process (GO): snRNA processing
Cellular component (GO): integrator complex
Source: RefSeq, a predicted model, not a curated record